Molecule: messenger RNA, 3082 nt
Organism: Seriola aureovittata
Lineage: Eukaryota; Metazoa; Chordata; Actinopteri; Carangiformes; Carangidae
Gene: abcg5
Product: ATP-binding cassette, sub-family G (WHITE), member 5
Exons: 15
Coding region: 225-2198 (657 amino acids)
Biological process (GO): cholesterol homeostasis
Cellular component (GO): plasma membrane
Molecular function (GO): ATP binding; ABC-type transporter activity; ATP hydrolysis activity
Source: RefSeq, a predicted model, not a curated record
CCAGCUCACAAGCCUUUUCUCUCAAGGCGUCCAAGUUCAUGCCAUGUCAGUUCUUCAUCUGCUCCGUCAUAGCUGUUCUGGUAGCAGCGCACGAUUUGAGGACUGAGGUGGGACUGACGGCCAGUCAAUCUACUCGGCAUGGGAAUGGGUGCAGAGAUAUGAACAAACUGCUCUGAGACGGACUUGAUAGACGUGUCGUUUGAAGCAGUAGACUGGCCAGAGACAUGAACAGAUUUUAUUCAAUGGAGGCAGCGGAGCCAGAGAACGGGACCAAAGUUAGAGAGUCCUUUAAGUUUGUGUCAGAGGUGAAGAGGGAUAUAUGGAAGGACGGCCGAGACGAGCGAUCACAGCCCUCCUGUUGUCUCAGUGUCAGCAAAAUCUCCUACACAGUCAGUGAGCGUGUGGGUCCAUGGUGGGACUUACCCUCUUACAGGAAGCGAUGGACUCGUCAGAUCCUCAAUGAUGUCUCCUUCCACGUAGACAGUGGGCAGAUCAUGGGCAUACUUGGCAAUUCAGGCUCAGGAAAGACAACGUUACUGGAUGCCAUCUCAGGGAGGAUUGGAAACCGUGGGACACUGUUGGGGGAGGUCUUCAUCAAUGGCAGGAAACUUAAGAGAGAAGAGUAUCAGGACUGCUUCUCCUAUGUGCUGCAGAGUGAUAACUUGUUGAGUUAUCUGACAGUGGAGGAGACUCUGACGUACACAGCCCAGCUGGCCCUGCGGAAACAUUCGGCUAAAGCCAUCCAGAAAAAGGUGUCGGCGGUGAUGGCCGAGUUGAGCCUUAGUCAUGUGGCCCACAGUGUUAUUGGAGGUCGUGUUUUCCCAGGGAUCUCUGGGGGUGAGAGGAGAAGGGUCUCCAUCGCCAGCCAGCUUCUUCAGGACCCGAGGGUGAUCUUAUUGGAUGAGCCGACCACAGGCCUGGACAGUAUGACCGCCAAUCAGAUUGUCGUGCUGCUGGCAGAGCUGGCCCGGAGGAACCGUAUCGUCAUAGUAACCAUCCACCAACCACGAUCCGAGCUCUUCAGGGUGUUCAGCAGGAUAGCUAUAAUGAGCCGUGGAGAGCUGGUGUUCUGUGGACAGCCAGAAGAGAUGGUGGGCUUCUUCAGUCAAUGUGGAUAUGAGUGUCCAGAGUACUGCAACCCCUUUGACAUCUAUGUUGACUUCACCUCAGUGGACACACGCAACAGCGAGAGGGAGGCAGCCACAUUCAGUCGCAUGCAUGAGAUCACUUCAUCCUACCAGAGGUCUGACAUCUACCGGAGCAUGCUCGGAAAUAUAGAGCAGAGUCUGCAGCGGGAAGAGAAGCCAGCCAUCCCCUUCAAGAGCAAAGAGUCACCCAACGGUGCAGCCAAACUUGAGGUUCUGCUCAGGCGGACUGCAAGAAACCUGUCCAGAGAUAGGAUGGGUGUUCUGAUGCGUCUGUCCCAGAACCUGAUCUACGGUCUCUUUGUGGCCUUCUUCGUCAUGCGUUUAGACAUUGAUGUCUCCAAGGGUGCUGUGCAGGACCGCAUUGGCAUCAUCUAUCAGUGCAUUGGUGCUUCGCCCUACACCGGCAUGCUGAACGCUGUAGCUCUCUUCCCGGCGCUGCGAGCCAUCAGUGAUCAGGAGAGUCAGGAUGGUCUGUACAGUAAAUGGCAAAUUUUCUUGGCCUACAUCUUCCACAUCCUGCCCUUCAGCAUCCUCGGCGUCUUCAUCUUCACCUCCUUCCUUUACUGGACGGUGGGGAUGCACCCUGACAGCCUGCGCUUCCUGUGUUUCACUGCUGUAGUCCUGGUACCACAUAUUAUAGGUGAGUUACUGACUGUGGUGCUAUUGGGAGUCGUCCAAGACCCUAACAUGGUCAACACUGGUGUGGCUCUGCUCAAUAUUGCUGGGAUCUUGGUUGGAUCUGGCUUCCUAAGAAGCACCCAGCACAUGCCAUUGGUCUUCCAGUGGCUCAGCUACCUGACGUUCCAGAAGUACAGCUGUGAGCUGCUCAUAGUCACCGAGUUCCACGGACUCGACUUCACAUGCAAUGUUUCCAAAUCUUUGCCGGGAGCCUGUGUGAUCACUCACGGCAGUCAGAUCAUUGAUGAAGGCUAUCCUGGCGCUCUGUCCCGAUACACACUAGACUUUGUUCUCCUCUACUCCUUCCUCCCUGCGCUCCUGCUGCUGGGGAUGAUCAGCUUCAAGAUCAGAGACAAGCUUAUACGUCAUUAAAACCACCGACACACAUUUGUGGGAGAAUCUUCUCUUUAGAAACAGGAAGCUGAAGUGAGUUUGGUUCAGAUGACACAAAACAGAUUCAGAACAUAGAUUUACAGAAUGACGUUAUUCACAGAGGAUGAGGUAUGCUAAAGUACUGCUGCUCCUGCUAGUACAUCUGUGUUUGUACUUUCCUCUAAUAUUACAUUUCUGUGUAAGCACUUAGCAUGAGGUUUUAAAGCAUGAAGUGUUGCAUAGCUCAGACCAAUUGUAACAGUACAAAGAGCUUCUGUUUCUCAAAACAAGAUCCCAGUGCAGGGUGCAAGGUGUGCAGUACAACUGGGUUAAUGUGUGUUGACUGGGACUUGAACCAUCUGAUAUGACAGCAAAACCACCGAGUGGUUCCAGUGCUAAAAAGCACCACAAAUCAACCAAGCAACUAACAGAUUCAACCUACGGCUCUGUGGUUCUGUAUAAUUUAAACAGACAGUUUCUGAAUGGAACAAAUAAUAUUUGCACUGUUGUCAAAUUAAUGCUUUUUGUGUAAAGUUUAUGCAAAAACUGACUGACAAACUUCUGUCUAUCAUGAAGUACCAGAGGAAUAUUCACAUUCUAAGCAUUUAAAUGCUGCUCAUGUAUUGCAUGUAUUCCUUUAUUGUUUAAAAACUGUGAUCGCAAUGUGUUAUUAAUAGACAGUGAUGCCUCCUGUAAUAAUGUAAAAUUGUUUAUUUUUCUAGAACACAUUUUAGCAUCAGUACACUGUACAAGUAGUUUUGUAGUGUUUAAAAAUAGCUUGAAGAAAACAUCACUACAGAUGUACAAGUUGUAUGAUUUAUUGAAUAAGUAGAAAAAAAAACAAAAUGCAAUGACACACCAGUAAAUAAAUAAUGCAAUGUGUA